AUGAAAAGCGAAGAGGAAAAUUUGAAAAACGAACGUACUAAAGAAGUUGACGAGAGUAAUCCAGAAGAAGAAGAUGUUGACAAAGAAAAUUCUGAUAAGAAAGAAGAAAAUGAUUUGCAACAAGAAACAAAUGCACAACCCUUGGCGCUAUCAGAAAAUGAUUCAAUUGACCAAACAGCUACAACUUCAUCAAGCAUUGAUAAAAAUUCAUCAUCAGUUACAAUUGUGGAACAAAAUUGA
Molecule: messenger RNA, 240 nt
Organism: Clunio marinus
Lineage: Eukaryota; Metazoa; Arthropoda; Insecta; Diptera; Chironomidae
Source: the annotation of a GenBank genome assembly